Balaenoptera acutorostrata (minke whale) is the source of this 2736-nucleotide messenger RNA. It is a transcript of the gene RHNO1, whose product is annotated as RAD9-HUS1-RAD1 interacting nuclear orphan 1. The transcript has 3 exons. The coding region runs from base 1336 to 2058 and encodes 240 amino acids. Gene Ontology annotation, biological process: cellular response to ionizing radiation; DNA damage checkpoint signaling; recombinational repair. The record is from RefSeq and is a predicted model, not a curated record. Lineage: Eukaryota; Metazoa; Chordata; Mammalia; Artiodactyla; Balaenopteridae. Gene Ontology annotation, cellular component: nucleus; chromosome.
GUGGGCGGCACAAAGGCUGAAGAGUAUCUGAGGGGUGUGAGCUAAGAGACCUGCACUGGAGUGUGUGUGAGAUGAAGCUGGAACCAGAGCCACAGGACCUCAGUCACCACUAGGAGUUUGGUCCUUACCCAAAACUCAAAAAUUUUAAGCAGGAGUGUGAAUCAAGAUCAGAUUUGCAAUUUAAAAAGGUCCCCCUGCAGGGGGUGCCAGAGGUUAGGGUAGACCAGUUAGGCUAUUGCAUUUCCCCGCCCCACCCCCCACCCCGGUCAGAACUGUUGGGACUUGAAGGGUGGUGGAGAGAGAGGGAAAGAGGGGUCGGGUAAGAUUAUUUUUCACAAAGGAGGAAUGCUUUUAUCAAAUUUUGAGUUGAAUAAGUCUCAAAAAAUAGAUUGCCAUUGAUUCUGAUCCCACAUUUAAUACUGAAGUGUCACUAAAACCCACAAAUCUGUUUUUUUCCCCAAAGUAUAAUUGACGUAACACAUUAUGUUAGUAUCAGAUGUACAACAUAAUGAUUACCUAUUUACACCUCAAAAUGAUCACAAUAAGUCUAGUUACCAUCUGUCACCAUACAGAGUGACAAAAAACUUUUUUUCUUGUGAUGAGAACUUUUAAGAUUCUCUUGGCAACUUUCAAAUUUGAAAUACAAUAUUGACUAUAGUGACCACACUGUACAUUACAUCCCAUGAUGUAUUUAUUUCAUAACUGGAAGUUUGUACCUCUUGACUCCCUUCAUCCAUUUUGCGCCCUCCCCCCAACUGCCCUCCCCGAGAGAGGGGUAUUUUUGAAGACAUGUUUAAGUGGUAAGAUUGACAGGGCUUGAUGUUGGGUUGGAUGGUAGAGGGAAAAGGUAAAUUUCAAGGUUUCUGGUGGCAUAGCUGGAUGAAUGAUGAUACCAUUCCCUGAGCAAGGGCCCUGGAAGAUGAUCACUUUUAUGGAGGGGGGUGCAGGGGAAACGAGCAUGAAUUCAGUUGUAAAUGCUUUGAGUUUGAGGUGCAUUUGAGACAUCUAGUUGCUAUCGCGUAGGCAGUGGAAUAUUUGGGUCCUGAGUGUGGAGAAUUCUAAGGCAAAUGUAGAAAUGCUUGACUUGUGUACUUCCAGGUGUUUAUUGACAUGUCAGCAGACGAUUGCCUGGGAAAGGCGUAUAGAGUGAGGAAGGCUCCAAAGCCCAGCCAGAGGGAGAGGCCACAGUAGCAAAAGGGGCUGACCUCUAGUUACAGCAGAAAGAAAGAGGAUGGAUGCAGAUAUACUGAGGCAUGGGUUGGAAGUGGAGUCUCUCCCUGGACCUGACGACAACCAGCAUCAUGCAGUUACUAACUGCUCUUCCCUCACCUAUUGAUGCCUCCCAGGAAAAAACGCCGCCAAAUUUCCCAGAAACCCCAGCUGCUAUUCUACCAACAACCACUGGAGGGCCCCAAACACUGCUAUGAGUCUCCCCAGCUUCCUAUCACCCACACUAGACAGGUGCCCAGCAAGCCCGUUGACCACAGCACCAUCACUUCCUGGGUAUCACCUCAGUUUGAUACAACAGCAGAAAGCUGGUUCCCAGUCAACCGGAAACAUCAUCACCGAGACCAGGCAAGGCGUUCAAGUCGAAAAUCUACCAGCUCCAAGUUUCCACACCUAACAUUUGAGAGUCCACAGUCUUCUGCCAGCUCAGCCAGACCUGGGAUCCCCCUAAUCAGGGACUGCCCCAGUCAACCAGAAAAGGACAUUUCUGGAAGGCCCUUGGUUCCCAUGCUCAGCCCCCAAAGCUGCGGGGAGCUGUCAGCACAUGCACUUCAGAACUUCCCUUAUGUGUUCAUUCCACCGGAUAUCCAGAGCCCAGAGUCCUCAGGGCAGGGAGGGCCCAUUCCCUCGGAGCAGAGGGAAAACAGCCUUCCCAGCUGCUCCCUUCACACGAGCACGCCCAAGAGCCCAGAGCCCGGGCCUGUUCUGGUUAAAGACACUCCUGAGGACAAGUACGGGAUAAAGGUCACGUGGAGGAGGCGACGACAUCUGUUCACUUACCUCAGGGAGAGGGGGAAGCUGAGUAGAAGCCAGUUCCUUGUGAAAAACUGACUGGGUUUCUCGGACAUCCGUGGUCUCAAGAAAUUGAUUGCUGGAGUCAAAAGGGAAUUGAAUUCCCAGAUUUGCUUUUUAAAAUAUCUUGUGUCAUAAACAGUUUUUAGUGUCAUCAACAGUUCACUUCGUAUUUUCCUUGUAUUAGCUGUUUAAAAUUUUUAAAUAUCUUAUAACUGUUUAAAAAGUCUGUAAAUAAAUAAAUGGCUGCAGAAAGUUUUUAGAGAACCCUGCUUCUGUCACUAAUGCAGUAGUACUGCCCCCUCUACAAAUGGUCUUUCUUAAUUGUUCCCUUUAACCACUACUUAUUCAUCCUUUUAAACGCCUCAUUCCAACUAAUUCAUUCCACAUGUCUGAGUACCGACUCAGUGACCGCUUCCUCUGUGACCAGAUGCAUGGAAAAACUCGAAGCAAACUGUGACUUUUAAUAGUUGAGCUGCUGUCUCUGCAAUCUUGGCUCAUCUGCUGAGAUGGCUGGAUGAAGAAAGGGCAGCAAGCUUGUUUUAAUGAGUCAGUGGUACCAGGGGAGAUAAAGGGGACAUAGUUAAGUUACUUAGGGUUACUAUGUUUUCAUUUUUUGUUUCCAACUGUAGUAAUCUAUAAAUAUUAAAUAGGGUGGGAAAAUGAUUUCUUGUAACUGUUUAAAAUGUAUGUAAAUAAAUUUAUAAUCUUUCCAAA